Messenger RNA from Diceros bicornis minor, 1606 nucleotides. Its product is annotated as heparan sulfate glucosamine 3-O-sulfotransferase 3B1. The record is from RefSeq and is a predicted model, not a curated record. Gene Ontology annotation, molecular function: [heparan sulfate]-glucosamine 3-sulfotransferase activity. The coding region runs from base 425 to 1597 and encodes 390 amino acids. The transcript is spliced from 2 exons. NCBI's taxonomy places the organism in Eukaryota, Metazoa, Chordata, Mammalia, Perissodactyla, Rhinocerotidae.
CUCCGCGGGGAAGCGCCGGGGCUGCUCCCAAGGCUCAGUUCGCGGGACGGCGAAGAGGCAGCCCCGGCGAGCGGCCGUGCACACCGUCUGGAGUGGCCAGGGUGCAGGAGUGCAGCGUUCUCCUGGCCCCGAGCGGGGCGUCGCGCCGCAGGAGCAGCCCCUCGGCCAGCAGUUGCCGCCACCCAGACUUUCGUUCCAGUUGCGGCUCCUCCCGGGCAACAUGUCAAAAGCCGCCGCCGCUACAGCUGCCGCCGCCACCUGGGGGAGAGCAGCAGCAGCAGCAGCGGCGGCCGCGGGCGCGCGGGGCCAAUAAACCGAACCACCCGGGCGUCCAGCCGGCCAGGGAACUCUCUCCGCGCGCAUCCUCCGGCGGGACCCGCGCCAUGUGCUGAGCCAUGCCCCUCGCCGCGCCCGCGGGCAGCGCAUGGGGCAGCGCCUGAGCGGCGGCCGAUCCUGCCUCGAUGUCCCCGGCAGGCUCCUGCCGCAGCCGCCGCCGCCCCCGCCACCGGUGAGGAGGAAGCUCGCGCUGCUCUUCGCCAUGCUCUGCAUCUGGCUCUACAUGCUCCUGUACUCGUGCGCCGGCUCGUGCGCCGCCGCGCCCGGGCUGCUGCUGCUGGGCUCGGGGUCCCGCGCCGCCCACGCCCCGCCAGUCCUGGCCACAGGUCCGGACGGGACUCCCCUCAGGCUGCCGUUCCAAGCGGCACCGGCCACCCCGUUGGCUGCGGGCAAGGAGACGGACGAGGGCGCCGCGAGCCAGGAGGAGCCGAGUCCCGAGGCGCUGGACUCCCCCAGCUCCAUCUCCAGCUUUUUUAGUGGGUCCGGGAGCAAGCAGCUGCCGCAGGCCAUCAUCAUCGGCGUGAAGAAGGGCGGCACGCGGGCGCUGCUGGAGUUCCUGCGCGUGCACCCCGACGUGCGCGCCGUGGGCGCCGAGCCCCACUUCUUCGACCGCAGCUACGACAAGGGCCUCGCCUGGUACCGGGACCUGAUGCCGAGAACCCUGGACGGGCAGAUCACCAUGGAGAAGACGCCCAGCUACUUCGUGACCCGGGAAGCGCCCGCGCGCAUCUCGGCCAUGUCCAGGGACACCAAGCUCAUCGUGGUGGUGCGGGACCCGGUGACCAGAGCCAUCUCGGACUACACGCAGACGCUCUCCAAGCGGCCCGACAUCCCCACCUUCGAGAGCCUGACGUUCAGAAACAGAACCGCGGGCCUCGUGGACACGUCGUGGAGCGCCAUCCAGAUCGGCAUCUACGCCAAGCACCUGGAGCGCUGGCUGCGCCACUUCCCGCUCGGCCAGAUGCUCUUCGUGAGCGGCGAGCGGCUCAUCAGCGACCCGGCCGGCGAGCUGGGCCGCGUGCAGGACUUCCUGGGCCUCAAGAGGAUCAUCACGGACAAGCACUUCUACUUCAACAAGACCAAGGGCUUCCCCUGCCUGAAGAAGGCCGAGGGCAGCAGCAGACCCCACUGCCUGGGCAAGACCAAGGGCCGGACCCACCCCGAGAUCGACCGCGAGGUGGUGCAGCGGCUGCGCGACUUCUACCGGCCCUUCAACUUGAAGUUCUACCAGAUGACUGGGCACGACUUUGGCUGGGAUUGAAGGGACGCG